This is a messenger RNA of Aspergillus bombycis, 468 nucleotides long. Its product is annotated as 40S ribosomal protein uS13. The transcript has 3 exons. Gene Ontology annotation, biological process: translation. Gene Ontology annotation, molecular function: RNA binding; structural constituent of ribosome. The record is from RefSeq and is a predicted model, not a curated record. Gene Ontology annotation, cellular component: ribosome; cytosol; small ribosomal subunit. Bases 1 to 468 code for a protein of 155 amino acids. NCBI's taxonomy places the organism in Eukaryota, Fungi, Ascomycota, Eurotiomycetes, Eurotiales, Aspergillaceae.
AUGUCGCUCGUGUCCGGCGAGAAGACGAACUUCCAGUACAUCUUGCGUCUGCUCAACACCAAUGUUGACGGCAAGCAGAAGAUCAUGUACGCCUUGACCCAGAUCAAGGGUGUCGGUCGCCGUUACUCCAACUUGGUCUGCAAGAAGGCUGAUGUUGACCUCAACAAGCGCGCCGGUGAGCUUACCACCGAAGAGCUUGAGCGUGUCGUCACCAUCCUCCAGAACCCUACUCAGUACAAGAUCCCCACCUGGUUCCUGAACAGACAGCGCGACAUCACCGAUGGCAAGGACUCCCAGGUUGUCUCCAACAACUUGGACAGCAAGAUGCGUGAGGACCUUGAGCGCCUGAAGAAGAUCCGCUCCCACCGCGGUCUCCGUCACUACUGGGGUCUCCGUGUCCGUGGUCAGCACACCAAGACCACCGGUCGCCGUGGCCGCACCGUUGGUGUCAGCAAGAAGAAGGGCUAA